AUGCGUUCUUCUGAUUACUUCCACUGCAGAUGCGGAACUCGAGUUGCAUUCGUCAAAGAUUACGUUGAAAUUGAUGAGGAGCUAACCUUCGUGCUACAAGGGAUCUUUACUGAUAUGUUUAAUGUUGAAGUACCAGAGAAUGAGUCAUAUCAUCAACUACUAGAUGGCAAAACCGUAGUCGAUACUUUCUGUGUCAACUGUAUGGACCGGCUCGGGUGGAAAUUUAUUGCAGUCCCCCAAGGCAGUCCUUAUGAAGAAGGACAAUUCUUGAUGAUGUUGGAUAAGCUUAAUUACACUAAUGGUCAACUCUCAGAUCCUUAUGAUCUAGCUGGAGGUGCUAAUGAGGAAAAUGUUGAUCAAGCUGGAGGCGCUAAUGAGGAAAAUAAUGAUAAUCAAGAUGGAGGCGCUAAUGAGGAAAAUAAUGAUAAUCAAGAUGGAGGCGCUAAUCAGGAAAAUGCUGAUAAUCAAGAUGGAGGCGCUAAUAAUGAGGAAAACGUUGAUAAUCAAGAUGGAGGGGGUGAUCAACCCUUAGUUUCUAAUGGGCAUAAUGAUCGAAAUCCAAACAUUUGA
Molecule: messenger RNA, 570 nt
Organism: Solanum stenotomum
Lineage: Eukaryota; Viridiplantae; Streptophyta; Magnoliopsida; Solanales; Solanaceae
Exons: 5
Coding region: 1-570 (189 amino acids)
Source: RefSeq, a predicted model, not a curated record